AUGACAGCUAUAAUAAUGUGGUUUGGACCAUUAUUGAUGGAUCAACCCUUUCCAAUCGAAGUUGAGUAUCCAUUCGAUGUAAAAAAACAACCACUAAGAACUAUUAUUUACUUGCAUCAUAUAAUGGCUGUAUACCAAAGUUGUGUGCAAGUAUGUAGCAACAUCUUUAUAGCUCUUCUGCUAUGGUUCAUAGCAGCAAGAUUCGAGAUUCUAUCCCAUAAAUUUCAGAAAAUUACAAAUAUCUCGGAAUUCAUAAUCUGUACACAACUGCAUCAACGGCUAUUACGAUAUGCAAGAGAUGUUACUAUGACAGUUCGAUAUAUAACGUUGUCAUCGAUAGGCUUUAGUACCAUAGCAGUGGUAUUUAGCGGUCUUACUUUUUUGAGCAAACAACCAUUAACUAUAAAAACCCAAUUUUUUGCCAUUGCCGCGUCUGCACUUAUAGAGGUUUUUAUCUGCGCAUGGCCAGCUGAUUAUUUAUUACUCACG
Mycetomoellerius zeteki is the source of this 489-nucleotide messenger RNA. RefSeq lists its product as uncharacterized. The annotation marks the transcript as partial. Gene Ontology annotation, biological process: sensory perception of smell; detection of chemical stimulus involved in sensory perception of smell. Lineage: Eukaryota; Metazoa; Arthropoda; Insecta; Hymenoptera; Formicidae. Gene Ontology annotation, molecular function: odorant binding; olfactory receptor activity. The record is from RefSeq and is a predicted model, not a curated record. Gene Ontology annotation, cellular component: plasma membrane. The transcript is spliced from 3 exons.